Molecule: messenger RNA, 3179 nt
Organism: Onychomys torridus (southern grasshopper mouse)
Lineage: Eukaryota; Metazoa; Chordata; Mammalia; Rodentia; Cricetidae
Gene: Nectin4
Product: nectin cell adhesion molecule 4
Exons: 10
Coding region: 145-1671 (508 amino acids)
Biological process (GO): symbiont entry into host cell; homophilic cell-cell adhesion; heterophilic cell-cell adhesion
Cellular component (GO): adherens junction
Source: RefSeq, a predicted model, not a curated record
UGUUCCACUUUCCUACUAGGGGCUCCCCCUCACAGCGCCGACCAUAGACCAUACCCUCACAGAGCUUUACACAGUUCCAGAACCGGCUCCCAGGGAGAACUCCGUGGAACCUCAGAAUCACUGGGCAGGUCUGCUUGUAGGCCAAUGCCCCUGUCCCUGGGAGCCGAGAUGUGGGGCCCUGAAGCCUGGCUGCUGCUGUUGUUCCUGGCAUCGUUUACAGGCCGAUGCCCCGCGGGUGAGCUGGAGUCCUCGGACUUAGUGACAGUGGUGCUGGGCCAGGACGCAAAACUGCCCUGCUUUUACCGAGGGGAUCCGGAUGAGCAGGUGGGGCAAGUGGCAUGGGCUCGGGUGGACCCAAACGAGGCCCCCAGGGAUCUGGCCCUACUGCACUCCAAAUACGGGCUUCAUGUGAGCCCCGCCUAUGAGGACCGCGUGGAGCAACCACCGCCCCCGCGAGACCCUCUGGACGGCUCCGUGCUCCUGCGCAACGCUGUGCAAGCUGAUGAGGGCGAGUACGAGUGCAGAGUCAGCACCUUCCCGGCCGGCAGCUUCCAGGCACGGAUGCGGCUCCGUGUUCUGGUGCCUCCCCUGCCUUCACUGAAUCCUGGUCCACCACUAGAAGAGGGCCAAGGCCUGACGUUGGCAGCCUCCUGCACUGCAGAGGGCAGCCCAGCCCCCAGCGUGACCUGGGACACAGAGGUCAAAGGCACACAGUCCAGCCGUUCCUUCAAGCACUCCCGCUCAGCUGCUGUCACUUCAGAGUUCCACCUGGUGCCUAGCCGAAGCAUGAAUGGGCAGCCACUUACCUGUGUGGUGUCUCACCCUGGCCUGCUCCAGGACCAAAGAAUCACCCUCACCCUCCAAGUGGCCUUCCUUGCAGAGGCCUCUGUGAGGGGCCUUGAGGACCAGAACUUGUGGCAUGUUGGCCGAGAAGGAGCUACACUCAAAUGCCUGAGUGAAGGACAGCCCCCUCCCUCAUACAACUGGACACGGCUGGAUGGACCUCUGCCUAGUGGGGUACGAGCAAAAGGGGAUACUCUGGGCUUUCCCCAACUGACUCCUGAGCACAGUGGCAUCUACGUCUGCCAUGUCAGCAAUGAACUUUCUUCAAGGGAUUCUCAGGUCACCGUGGAAGUUCUUGACCCUCAAGAUCCAGGGAAGCAAGUGGACCUCGUGUCGGCCUCAGUGGUGGUGGUGGGUGUGAUCGCUGCACUCUUGUUCUGCCUCCUGGUGGUGGUAGUGGUCCUCAUGUCCCGGUAUCACCGGCGGAAAGCACAGCAGAUGACCCAGAAAUAUGAGGAGGAGCUGACUUUGACCAGGGAGAACUCCAUCCGGAGGCUGCAUUCUCAUCAUACGGACCCUCGGAGCCAGCCGGAGGAGAGUGUAGGGCUGAGAGCGGAGGGCCACCCCGAUAGUCUCAAGGACAACAGUAGCUGCUCUGUGAUGAGUGAAGAGCCAGAGGGCCGUAGCUACUCCACGUUGACCACAGUUAGAGAGAUAGAAACACAGACUGAACUACUGUCUCCAGGCUCUGGGAGGACGGACGAGGAGGAGGAUCAGGAUGAAGGCAUCAAACAGGCUAUGAACCAUUUUGUUCAGGAGAAUGGGACCCUGAGAGCCAAACCCACAGGCAAUGGCAUCUACAUCAACGGGCGAGGGCACCUGGUCUGACCCAGGUCGGCCUCCCUCCCCAGGCCUGGUUUCUUCUGCUUCCAUGGGGGAUUUCAACUCUACGUAGGGGGAACCCUCCUUAAAUGCCUGCAUUUCUUUAGGAAGAUACUUCCCAGCCCACUGACUGCUCCACUUUUACCUCCAAUCCUUCUGUUCAUCAGGAGGGCUCCACUGGUUGGGUGCCUCCCAUCAUUGUGUGUGUGUGUGUGUGUGUGUGUGUGUGUGUGUGUGUGUGUGUGUGUGCAUUCAUGGCACUCCAUUGUAUGUGCACAGAGGGGUGACUGUCCAUGGAGCAUGGUGUGCAUUGUGCUGUCUUGUUGAGAGUCCAAGUGAAUGGUGUGUGUGACUCGUGAUUCGUGGCUGUGUGCAGAACGUUGCUAGGGUGUGGCUUGUGAGUAGCGUGUCUCAUGUGUGACCUCUGCCUGCAGAUGCAGAUAUUUUCCUCAGACCCCAGAGCAGUAUUAGUGAUGCAGAGGUUGGAAGUGAGAGGUGGAGACUAUGGGCCAGAUCCAGGUGUGCGGGCAUAGCUGGAGCUCGAAUCUGAUCUCCAAAGCAGGGGAGCUGUGUCCCCCACACUCUGGGAGCAAGUGUGAAGCAGACGUCCAGGGGUCUGUCAGAGGCUUGAACUGUUACAGAAGCCCUCUGCCCUCUGGUGGCUUGUGUGCCUGCUGCAUGUACAUACCUUCUGUAAACGAACCUCCGAGGGAACCUCCUGAGUUCAGCUCAGACUCCCCCAAUAAGAGAAAAGAAACUUAAAAACAAACAAACAAAACCCUUUUUGAUUUAUGAGCAUGCUUUUUUUUACUGGGCUUGUUUAAGCAAGGACAACCCACAUAGGCAUUCAACAAGACUGUUGAGAAGACCCCACAGCAGGGGCUAAUUCCUAUGGUUCUGGAACGUUCUCCUCCUAGGGCACUUUCACCCAAAGAGGCUCUGGAGAGGAAGCAGGCAGCUGCCGGAGUCUGGAACCAGUGAUGUGAGAUAUAAACACUGGGAAAGGAGAAUAGAGAUGGGGUGCUUGGCUCCCUUGACCCCUCAAACCUUCCCCUACUUGUGUCUGCAGUUAUGUGUGCCUUCACGGAGUUGGGACGUGGUGUCGAGGGCCCGGGGUUCAGUUGUGUAGAGGGCAGAGGGUAGUGAGGGAAGGUGGAAGUCCAGGUGAGGGAAGGCGGAAGUCCAGGUGAGGGAAGGCGGAAGUCCAGGUGAGGGAAGGUAACAGCUGCUGUAGGUGAAGGGUGGUAGUAGCUCCUUCCCCAGGGUUUUCUGAGUCAUCGAUUUGGGACUCUUCUGGCACUUUCUAUGUGUGGGGCGUGGGGUUAGAUGUUUUUCUUUAGCCUGCUCAAACCUACUCAGCCAGAAUACUGAGAUUUAGUAUCCAAACCCCGUGUGGCCUGAAAUCUGCUCUAAAGGAGGGGCUCUCAGCCUAUUCUCAAGCAACCCAGGACUUGUGGACCCGAGAUUCUGGGGUCCUAGUAUGUAUAUUUCAUGUAAAUAUAUGUAUAUUUGUA